AUGAAGCAACCAAGUAAUAUCCAUGUGGUGUCUACUAAGGAUGUGAUAGAUGAGGCAGUGGCAAGUGUGAGUCAUUUAAUGAGAAAGGAUGAACCCCUUGAAUCUGUACUUGCCAAUUAUUAUGAAUCCAAAGUUCAGGGCUACGAGAAAGUGGUAGCUGUUUUAUCAGGAUUAGGAGCGUAUUCAAGGAAUCCAAUCAAGUUGGAUAUCGACCUGAAAAAUAGAGUAAGUCCCCCUGCAAAGCCAUCGACAGAAAAACCACCAAAUCUGGAGUUAAAAGCCCUACCUUCUAAUCUCAAAUAUGCCUUCUUAGGAGCUAAUAAUACUUUGCCAGUAAUUAUCGCCACCAAUCUGCUUGAAAAAUAUGGUCGAAGACUCUACAAAGGUGGUCAUGGACGACUUCUCAGUCGUUGGGGAUACAUUCAAAGAGUGUUUGACUCACUUAGGACAGGUACUCCAAAGAUGCGUGGAAACGAAUCUGGUUUUGAAUUGGGAGAAAUGUCACUUUGUGUCACCGAACAAGAGUUGCUUGCAGUAGUCUAUGCAUUUGAAAAAAUCAGGGAAUACUUGUUGGGCACCAAAGUAGUCGUACACACUGAUCAUGCUACACUCCGGUACUUGAUGGUAGAGAAAGAUGCAAAACCACGAUUGAUUAGGUGGGUACUACUAUUGCAAGAAUUUGAUUUCGAGGUAAAAUACCGAAAAGGAUGCGAAAAUCAAGUGGCUGAUCAUUUAUCAAGGCUGGAAGCAAGGGGGAAUGUUGAGCAUGAGGUUGACAUAGCUGAUUUGUUCCCCGAUGACCGGGUGUUUGCAAUAUCCCUCAAGCAUAUGCCAUGGUAUGUAGAUUUUGCAAAUUACAUUGUGUGCGGGCUGAUGCCGGAUGAGUUGACCUUUUUCCAACAAAAAAGAUUCAUGUUCGAUUUUAAAAAGUACUUUUGGGACCAACCAUACUGGUUCCGAAAGUUUGCUGAUCAUGUCAUUAGAAGGUGUGUUCCGGAAGAAGAAGCGGUAGAAAUUCUCCAUGCUUGCCAUACAUCUCCAGUAGGAGGUCACUAUGGUGGUGUUCGCACCACCAUCACUCUACAAGGAUGCACAUGA
This is a messenger RNA of Solanum tuberosum (potato), 1098 nucleotides long. RefSeq lists its product as uncharacterized. The coding region runs from base 1 to 1098 and encodes 365 amino acids. The transcript is spliced from 3 exons. The record is from RefSeq and is a predicted model, not a curated record. Lineage: Eukaryota; Viridiplantae; Streptophyta; Magnoliopsida; Solanales; Solanaceae.